AUGGCCGCCUUUGCCCCACCAGAUCAGGCUGCUGACCUGCUACAGAAACUGACUUUGGACCCACAGGCGAAGACUCUGGAAAUUCCAGAGCCAACCAAAAAGCCAUCUGUUGAUUCUGGCAAUGGGACCAAUGGACAGCUUCACUCACGGGAUGGGGCAUUGACUCCCAUUCUAUCGGAUUUUAUUGAUCCGUCUAUGUGCUAUCUUCCUAAUGGCUACCCUUCUACUGCAUACUACUACGGCGGCUAUGAUGGGACUGGUAGUGAGUGGAAGGAUUACGCACCAUAUGUGAAUUCAGAUGGAGUAGAAAUGACACCAGGAGUUUAUGGGGACAAUGGGUCGCUAAUGUAUCACCAUGGCUAUGGCUAUGCUCCUUAUGGCCCAUAUUCUCCUGCUGCUACGCCUGUUCCAACUGUUGGACAUGAUGGUCAACUAUAUGGAGCUCAACACUACCAGUACCCUUCUCCCUAUUUCCAGUCAGCAACCAGUGGUCCGUAUCCUACUCCAGCUGCCUCUGCCAAGGGUGACAUAUCAGCCUCUGCAGCUGCUGACAAAGCUCCUUUGUCAGUUGCUUCUGCUGAUGCAAAACCUAAUGGCGUUGCAAAUAGCGGGAGCACAAAGAAAAAUAAUGGCUCGAAUACUGCCAAACCAUCAUAUCAAAAUUCAUCUUAUAGUUAUAAUGGCACGUAUGGACGGGGUGGAUUUGCUGGAGGAAUUCCUGCUUCUGGUUAUCAGGACCAAAGAUUUUUAUUUGAUGGUUCACGGUCACCAAUUCCAUGGUUAGACGGUUCCUUCAUGUCAGAUGGGCAGCCUAGGCCAGUAACUAGCUCUUCUAUGACUUCGUCCCUACCAAAUGGAAAUGGUGUUCCCUCAUCAAGGAAUCAGAAUUUCCAUCCUCAUCUUAUGGGUUUGCACCACCCAAGGCCGAUGUCUGGUAUGAAUACAGCCAACGGAUACAUAAAUAGAAUGUAUCCCAACAAAUUAUAUGGUCAGUAUGGAAACACAUACAGAACUGGGUUGGGCUAUGGAUCUAAUGGGUAUGAGUCACGAACAAAUGCUCGUGGUUAUAUGGCUGUUGAUAACAAGUAUAAACCCAGGGGAAGAGGAAAUGGCUUCUAUGGAUAUGGCAGUGAGAACAUGGAUGGUUUGAAUGAGUUGAACAGGGGACCAAGAGCAAAGAGCUCCAAGAAUCAGAAGGGUGUAUUGUCAGUAGAUCCGGCUGUCAAUGUGCAAAACACCUUGACUGGAACAGUUGAUAGCGAGGAGAAGUCAAGUGUGGCUCCUAAUCGAGAACAAUAUAACCGACCGGAUUUCCCUGGGACUUAUGCUGAAGCAAAGUUCUUUGUUAUCAAGUCGUACAGCGAGGAUGAUAUCCAUAAGAGCAUCAAAUACAAUGUAUGGGCUAGUACACCAAAUGGUAACAAGAAGCUAGAUGCAGCUUACCAGGAUGCUCAGCAGAAGUCCGGAGGCUGCCCUGUUUUCCUUUUCUUCUCAGUAAAUACCAGUGGGCAAUUUGUCGGUGUCGCGGAGAUGGAUGGGCCUGUCGAUUUCAACAGGAAUGUUGAGUACUGGCAGCAGGACAAGUGGAUUGGUUGUUUCCCUGUUAAAUGGCACAUUGUGAAGGAUGUACCCAACAGCUUGCUGAAGCACAUCAUCCUAGAAAACAAUGAGAACAAACCUGUUACUAAUAGCAGGGAUACUCAGGAGGUUAAAUUGGAGCAGGGGCUUCAAAUGCUCAAAAUAUUCAAGGAUCAUUUGAGCAAACAAUGUGUCUUGGAUGAUUUUGAAUUCUAUGAGGAUCGCCAAAAGAGAAUUCUGGAGAAGAAAGCUAAGCAACAGCAGUUUCAGAAGCAGACGCAGGUAUGGGAAGGUAACCCAAAUGGAGAGAUUAAAUCUAAGUCUUCAGAAAUUGCUUCUGAUGUGGUCAAGGAGACUACAGCAGUUCAGACUAAUGGGGAUGACAACCUUCCCGAUAAUAGUUCUCUUGCAAAAUCUGAUGUCCCCAAAACUGUACAUCCUGAUGUGGUUGCAAAUGGUAGCUAG
Molecule: messenger RNA, 2043 nt
Organism: Fraxinus pennsylvanica
Lineage: Eukaryota; Viridiplantae; Streptophyta; Magnoliopsida; Lamiales; Oleaceae
Source: the annotation of a GenBank genome assembly